Molecule: messenger RNA, 607 nt
Organism: Ostrea edulis (European flat oyster)
Lineage: Eukaryota; Metazoa; Mollusca; Bivalvia; Ostreida; Ostreidae
Product: C-type lectin domain family 17, member A-like
Exons: 5
Coding region: 64-537 (157 amino acids)
Source: RefSeq, a predicted model, not a curated record
UAAUGUAGAUAAAGUCCAGACACGAUUCACACACAGCUUAUCUUUCAGACAGUGAAAGACAGAAUGUUUCUGAAAUAUUUAGUCAUCUGUGUUUUCAUUUCUGUACCGAGUGUUAAUUGUUGUAGUACUGGAUUUGUACAGUACCACGACAAGUGUUACUUCUUCAGUCACACGACUGCAUCGUGGGCCCAGGCGGGGGCUACAUGUCAGCAGUUUCAUACAAAGUUAGCCGAGCCGAGGACAGUUGGAGAAUCGGACUUUCUUACAAGCCAUAGUCAAAGCACAGGUAAAACUUAUUGGAUCGGCAUAUCCGACAUUCUGGAAGAACAUCGAUGGAUAUACUCAUCAGAUAUGGGGGUGAUCACGGUUAAUAACUUCUUCCCAGGAGAACCCACAGCACAUACAACAGAAAAUUGUGUCGCUUUGUACAUGUACCACUCUUUACAUGGGAUGUGGGCCGAUGCAGCAUGCGUUGAUGAUUUUUACUUUGUAUGUGAGGAAAUUAGAGGAGCUUCAAAUCCAGAAGUUGUGGGUUGAGGUGACUAAUACUGGCAUACUUCAGAGAAACUGUAAAAUCAAAUUACAAUGAUUAAACGUUAUGUUUGUC